Molecule: messenger RNA, 4228 nt
Organism: Solenopsis invicta (red fire ant)
Lineage: Eukaryota; Metazoa; Arthropoda; Insecta; Hymenoptera; Formicidae
Exons: 10
Coding region: 277-4059 (1260 amino acids)
Source: RefSeq, a predicted model, not a curated record
AACAGAAAACAAGCCUAUUAUCAAAAAUUAAUGAAAUUCUUUUUGAUACAUACCGCAGUGAAUUUCGGAACGCAACCAACGUAGAAUUGUAGACUCAUGUUUUUAGCAUUAGCAGUAAUUUUGAAACAUAACCUAUAAACAUAAAUUUAACCUCAAUUCUCUUGCAACCUAAAAUUCAUGCUUUUUUCUUUGAUAUUCAUGUUGAUUUUAUGUAUUUACGUUUGAAAUAUAUGUGUAAUAAAUACUGCAGAUCAGGAAAUCAUAUAAAUUAUCACAAUGGCAUUGUCAAGAGAAUUAUUAAAACGAUUAAAUUCGGAUGACUAUCCUUUGCCGAAGCGAUUGAAACUAGCGGAAACGGCAUUUUGUAUGGUGGAUCUACCACUUGUUCGGAAGGAGGAUCUGUUACUGGAGUGGCUGUGCAAAACGUGUUCCAUGAAUCAACAUGCUUGGAAGACUUUGAAUAACUGUUUAAAGUUUGAUCAUAUCAAUAUCAGGGCCGAUGUAAAACAAUGUUUAGUCGAUAUGCUUGUUCAAACAUUAGAGAGUGAUGUGGAGAAUAUAUAUGAGGAGGUCCUUAAAUGCUGCAGUCUAGUUCUUGCUAACUAUAGUAUGCGGCAAUAUUUUACAAAUAAGCCAAAGAUUCUAGGCCUGUUAAUAAAAGUCUUGCUAAACAACGCACUAAAACAUUUCAGCAAUGUAACACAAAAGGAAUCAAGUCCAUUAUGUGAACCAUGUGAAUUAUCACCUAUAGAAAAUAGUAUUAUAAUAAACAUUAUUGAAAGUUUGAUGCAAAUACAUAAACAGUUGAAUAUAACGAAAGAGGAACUAAAAUUAAUUUUUAUACAGGAUAUUUUGUAUCCUAUGUGUGCUCUGGUCAAUCAUACGCAUACAGAUAAUACAAAUCGGCUUGGUCUAGCAGUGUACAACUGCAUUCAACAAUUUUUACUAGGAAAAAGCAGAUCUAUACGAAAUAAGCCUGAAGAAAGUGGCCAAGCAAUGUUCUUAGACUUGUUUUCUAUAUUAUCUGAACACGUGAAGACAUCGAAUCUUCAGAUUAAUCUUUUGACUUACCAAUUUAUUUUCCGUAUCAUAAUAGGUACUUAUAAAUCGGAUACUGCCUCGAUAGAUAUGUUGUUCAGAAAUCUAAUUAAUUCCUCUGGAAGGUACAAAUGGGAAAUCUUGAAUUCUUUUCUCACAUUACUAAAUGAUGUAAUAUUCGAUUUUGAUAAUGUCGUAGAUGGCGUCACAUUGACCGAGUAUCUUCAGAAUUUUAUAACUGAGAUUUUAACAUAUGACGAUGUAAUACACGUGCAUUAUGGAGUGCUUACACAACUUUCAUAUAUCAAUCCACUUUUGAUAGAGAGAAAUAUCACAGAUAUCUUAAAUAAGAUACUUAUGAAAGAACAGACUGUCGAUUACACAAACUUAUUAAUUGCACUUUUGUACACUAGCGCAAAAUUGAGACGAGAGCAUAAGUUCAUCUCACAAUUAUUAAUAUCGUUGAAGCAGUACACUGCGACCAAGAAGACAUAUAAAAAAAUGGGCACAUGUGCUUUUUUCCCAGAUGAUUUUAAAAUCAAAUUGAUGAAAACGAUUAGUAAUUUUUCCAGUUCACAGACUAUUACAACUCUGAGAACAUUAAUACAUUAUUUAAAUACAGAUUGUGUAGAAUUAUUGCAAUCUGAUACUUCAUGUAAAAAUGUAUUGAUAUUGAAGGCAACAGUAGAAUUACUCAUUACAUUUUUUGAAAGUGUGCAGAUUUUUGAACAUACCAGAAUAUUAUUCAUUCAUGAAAAAUUUGUCAAUGGCUUAGAUGAAACAAGCAAUGCAUUAUCACUGUUGAUAGACAAGACAUUGUAUUUGAGCCAUAACAAAACUAUUAUCAUAAUAUUGCUAAGUGCAGUGCAAGCGUUGAGCGAAAUACAGAAUAUGUUUAAAUAUUAUGUAUUGAAAGAUGACAAAGAAACUACUAUUACAAAGAAACUAUCGUUUCCAAUUUUGAAUGAUCCCUGGCAACAAUUAAUUCAAAGGAUUACCAAUUUCGGAGAAGACAAUUGCAAAAAUAUCAUGAAUAAACUUAUUUUACAUCGACUAAAGCUAGAUAUAUCAAAUAAACCUAUUAAACUUCAUGGUUUAAUAGGUGGUCUUGAGCAUUCUUGGAAUACUAUUUUGAAACACGAUACAGAUAUGCUUUCCUUGUUACAUGAUAAAGAAAUAUCAAAAGUUACACGUUUAUUGUUGGCUGAUAUGACAUCAAGUGAACAGAAUUUUCGUGAAUGGCUCAACAUAUUGGAUAAAGAAUGUCUUCAAGAAAACAGACGCUUUGUAAUGAGCUUUGUAAGCCAUAUUCUUGAUCAAAUUAGACAAAGUUUUUCAUUAACAAUUACUGAAAAAAUCAACGUUAAACUGUUGAUGGAGAAUGAGCACAAUGACAAAUUAUUAGGAGUGUUACAAAUUUUAAAAGAACAGAUAUCUCGGGAACAAUGGUUGCAAGUGGCAAAUAUAACUUCUUUAAAAAUUGAAUUAUAUUUAGAAAUAUUUCUUCAUUUACCGACGAUAUACUUCAGUCUUAAUGUAAGAAUGUUAAUAUUCUUGAUUGUGUAUUUCAUUAGUAGAAAAUAUGAAAAAGAUAACAAAGUAUUGACGUUAUGUAACAUGGUACUUUCAGAUUUAUUGGAGAAAACCGGAAUCAACAUAUUUGAGUAUAUAGAACCAAAAAUAUUAGUGAACCAAUUAUCACAAAAUAAAGCAUUUUUGAAAGCUUGUGAAUUCUCUAUUCGGAAUGUGAAAUCAUAUGCCACUUUAAAAAGCCUUGUGAAAAGUUGUGUUCAAUGCAAGGAAGUUAUGUGCAUUAUUUUGGAAUGUAUAUAUGCUGUGAAACCAAAAUUAGAUGAACAAAAAGCCAUUUUCAGAAAGGCAGAGAGAAAAUUAGUCAAAGCCAUUUUAGAAGUAUUACCUGAGAAUAUAAAUGAUGCUUUGGACAUAAAAUGUUUAACAGUAGUGUUAAAAGUAACUUUUAAAACUGGAAAAGUUACUGAUACUUUGAAAACAUUAACUGAUUUAACUCUUAAAAAUAUAUUCACGGCAAGAGAAAAUUUAAAUAAUAUAAAUAAUAAUCAGCUGUUGCAACAAAGUAUACAAUUAGCUAUUGUUGUUUUACAACAUCGUAAAAUGUUUGAAAUCCAAGAUAUGACCAUACAAAGUUUAUGGCUUGUAAUGUUGAAGCAUCCUUACAAGAAUUUGAUUGAACUUUUAUUAGCAUAUACUAAACUAGAAGACUUUUAUGAGCUUUCAAAACUGUUGCAUGAUCAGAUGCUCAAUAGUUUAUCACAAAAAGAUGAAACAGCUUGGACAAAUCUGUUUGUCAUUUGGAACAGUAUAAUGAAAACGGACAUGAAUGUUAAACGUAAUAAAGUGCGUUUAUGUGCGAUCAACAAUCUGUUUGAAACUGUAUUAAUGUUGGACAUUUCACAUGGAUAUUGGUCAGGAUUGUUACAUUUGUCUCACGAUGUAAUCAGUUCCAAACACUUACUUAUUCCCGACAUUACAGUCGAUCUUAUUACGCUCAUUAGUUUAAAGUCACUCGAAGAAGCGAAUAUAUCAUCGUGCGAAGAUGUGCUUGCUAUAUGCAGAACAUUGAUAACGUUUAAAACAAACUUGAUAAUAGAUAGAUUACCUAAUUUAUUACUAUUGUAUAGACACGUAGUAAAUAUCGUUGUCCAUGCAUCGAAAAAUGUAGCCGAUCAAUUUGACGAGCAUCGAUUUCGAUGUUUCGCGCUUGAUAUCACAAAAUUUACAAGUAUGUUGGUAAAAUUGAAGAAAGAUAUGAUCCGAGUGAGUCCCUACGUAAUCGCCGAUCUCUUGCAAUUGAUUGUAGAAGGCACUAUACCGUCUUACAUUAAGAUGGCUUUGCAAGAAUCUCUAUGCCAGUUAAUUAGCAUUUGUGAUCAGCAUGGACUUGCCUUUUUAUCUCGUACAUUACCAGCAUCAUUACAGGAAAUCUUCAAAGUGCAGUUAAAUUCAUUCAAAAAGUUUUAUAAAUAUUCUGGCAAGAUUUAAGAAUCUCUUUCUUUUUUGAUUGAGUCUAAAAAGUUUAAUUGAUUUUUCUGCAAGACAAAAUUAACAUAUAGUUUUACAAAUUAAAUUUAGUAUUUUGUUAAUUUAUGUAAUUGUUUUUCAGAAAAAUCAGAUUAUGUAUAUAACGUUCUAAAUAAAAAAGUUUGUAACA